Rubroshorea leprosula is the source of this 1482-nucleotide messenger RNA. Lineage: Eukaryota; Viridiplantae; Streptophyta; Magnoliopsida; Malvales; Dipterocarpaceae. The record is from the annotation of a GenBank genome assembly.
GUUCACUUCUAAUUAAUUUUCUAAACCAACCUAGGUCGUGUUCAUUUUUGUGCAGGCAUUUCACUCUUGCAUUAAUUUUUUGGUUGGUUCCAAACUUACAAUGAACUAAUUCUCUACUCUUGUUAUGUCACUCAGCAAGUUGCAACUCUUUGUUACCUGGAUUUGCAGAGAAAAGUUCAGAAUCUCUUUUCAAACUUUUUCUGGGCUAGGUCUUGUAACCCCACUUGGUCAUGAACCAGAUGUGUUUUACAACAAUCUUCUUGAAGGAGUGAGUGGCAUAAGUGGGAUAGAGAACUUUGACUGUUCUCAAUUCCCCACGAAACUUGCUGGAGAAAUCAAGUCUCUCUCAACAGAAGGUUGGGUGUUGCUGAAGAUUGCUAAGAAGGCAGACAAGUUCAUGCCUUACAUGCUCGCUGCUGGGAAGAAAGCUUUAGCAGAUGGCGGAAUUAAAGAUGAAGUGAAUAAGGUGUGUGAUAAAAGCAGAUGUGGUAUCUUAAUUGGUUCCGCAUUAGGUGGAAUACAGAUUGUCCAAAGAUCAGUUGAACUUCUGAAUAUUUCAGUUAGGAAGUUGCCUCCAUACUCUAUUCUUUUCAGUCUAAGUAAUACCGGUUCUGCAUUACUAGCCAUGGAUUUGGGUUGGAUGCGACCAAACCAUGCACUCUCUUCUUCUUGUGCAACAAGUAACUGCUGUCUGCUUAAUGCAGCUGCUCAUAUUAUUAGAGGAGAAACAGAUUGCAAUGGGGUUGUAAUUGGAGAGGGUACUGGAGUUCUGCUUCUGGAAGAGCUAGAACAUGCUAAGAAAUGGGGUGCAAAAAUAUAUGCAGAACUUCCAGGUGGAGGCUUCACUUCUGAUGCUUACCACAUGACUGAACCUCAUCCUAAUGCACAACACUACCCUAGGAUGUGGGGAGAAGGGAAGAUCAAAUCACAUGGAAGAGGAAUGGCUCUUCACAUAGAGAAAGCCCUGGCUCAAUCUGGGGUGGCCAGGGAGGAUGUAAAUUACAUAAAUGCGCAUGCUGCAUCUACACAAGUAGGAGCUUCUGGUGCUGUGGAAGCCAUAACGACAGUUAAGCGAUGCAAACGAGAUGGAUCCAGCCAAACAUCAAUCUGGACAAUCCUGAAGAAGGCGUGGUAUGGUUCUUUAGUGGCGAAUUUUGUUGGACUCGUGAGCUACGUACAUGAUUUUGGAACGGAUUUCACACAGGACAUGAAUCUGCUAGUUGGGGUCAAGAAGGAAAGGCUGGACAUUAAGGUGGCACUUUCCAACUCAUUUGGCUUUGGUGGACACAACUCAUCAAUCUUGUUGGCACCUUUCAGGUGAACUCAAUCUACAUUUUUGUAAAAAAUUAAGCACUUAGGAAUCCCAACUAGAUAUUUUUUAAUUUGGAGGUCUAAGGCUUAAACAUGGGCAGCGUUUGGUUUGAGGAGAGAACAUUCCCCUCGGGUUGUGAUAUGAAAGUGUAAUGAAUCUAAUAUGUACCC